CGGUAGAUCUGGGGGCGAAGGGGAGAGAGGGAAGAGUGGACACUGACAGGACAGGAAGCAUGCAGUACAUAAAGACCAAGCUUCGUCGUCUCGAAAGAAGCUUUUCUGUCAUUCCUUAGCUGCAUCAUUAUCUCCAUCAUCCUGACUCGACAUUGCAAUCUCUUUGCAUUUCUUCUCCCGUCUUCCCGGAAACCCUUUCCCAAGAGAAACACUCGACAAGAACACUACCUACCAAGACGACACAUCUCGACACAGCGACAAGCAAGAUGGAGCACGAUCACUCCGCCUCCGACAUUGAGAAGGAGGCCGUCACUGUGGCCCGGCCACAGGGCGAUGUCACCCGCGUUGAGGCUCCCGUUACCCUCAAGGCGUACAUGAUGUGCGUCUUUGCCGCUUUCGGCGGUAUCUUCUUCGGCUACGACUCAGGUUACAUCUCUGGUGUCAUGGGCAUGAAGUACUUUAUCGAAACCAUCAACGGACCCGGCGCCACCUUCCUGCCUUCCAAGGAAAAGUCGCUCAUCACCUCCAUUCUCUCUGCCGGUACCUUCUUUGGCGCCCUCAUGGGCGGUGAUCUCGCUGACUGGGUUGGUCGUCGUCCUACCAUCAUCUUCGGCUGCCUCGUCUUCAUCGUCGGUGUUGUUCUCCAGACUGCCUCCCAGAGCUUGGGUCUCAUCGUUGCCGGCCGUCUUGUCGCUGGUUUCGGUGUCGGUUUCGUCUCGGCCAUUAUCAUCCUGUACAUGUCUGAGAUCGCGCCCCGCAAGGUCCGCGGUGCCAUGGUGUCCGGCUACCAGUUCUGCAUCUGCCUGGGUCUGCUCGUGGCCUCGUGCGUUGACUACGGCACCCAGAACCGCCCCGACAGCGGCUCUUACAGAAUCCCGAUUGGUCUCCAGAUGGCCUGGGCCCUCAUUCUUGCUAUUGGUAUCUUCUUCCUUCCUGAAUCCCCUCGCUUCUUUGUUAAGAAGGGCAAGCUCGACAAAGCCGCCGGCGUGCUCUCCCGUCUGCGCGACCAGCCGCUCGAUUCCGACUACGUUAGGGAUGAACUUGCCGAGAUUGUUGCCAACCACGAAUUUGAAAUGACCGUCGUCCCCUACGGCAACUACUUCCAGCAGUGGGCCAACUGCUUCCGCGGCUCCAUCUGGCAGGGUGGUUCUUACCUCCGCCGCACCAUUCUCGGCACUUCGAUGCAGAUGAUGCAGCAGUGGACGGGAAUCAACUUUAUCUUUUACUUUGGCACCACCUUCUUCCAGCAGCUCGGCACCAUUGACGACCCCUUCCUGAUGUCUCUGGUCACUACUCUUGUCAACGUCUGCUCUACCCCCAUCUCCUUCUAUACUAUGGAGAAGCUCGGCCGUCGUACCCUCCUCAUCUGGGGCGCUCUCGGCAUGCUGAUCUGCGAGUUCAUCGUCGCCAUCGUUGGUACCUGCAAGCCGGAUGAUACCAUGGCCAUCAAGGCCAUGCUCGCCUUCAUCUGCAUCUACAUCUUCUUCUUUGCUACCACCUGGGGCCCUGCUUCCUGGGUCGUCAUCGGCGAGGUUUUCCCUCUUCCCAUUCGUGCCAAGGGUGUUGCCCUUUCCACCGCCUCCAACUGGCUCUGGAACUGCAUCAUCGCCGUCAUCACUCCCUACAUGGUCGACGAGGACAAGGGCAACCUGGGCCCCAAGGUGUUCUACAUCUGGGGUGGCCUCUGCACCUGCUGCUUCAUCUAUGCCUACCUGCUUGUGCCCGAGACCAAGGGCCUCACCCUCGAGCAGGUCGACCAAAUGCUUUCCGAGUCUACCCCCCGCACCUCGGCCAAGUGGAAGCCUCACACCACUUAUGCUGCUGAGAUGGGCAUGACCGAGAAGACUGUUGCUGGCCACGCUGAGAACCGCAGCGAUAGCGAGUAAAGAAAAGAAAGAAAACACAAAACCAGAAGAAAGAAAGAAAGAUGGAUGAAUGGAUGGAUGGACGAUACCCCGAUGUUUGCAUGGUUGAAGGAACCAUCACACUCACUGCAAAGUGGUGGGGAUGGGACGCAUAUCUUGCUUUUAAUUUUUUUUUAUUAUUUUUUUUUUGUUUUUUUGUCAAUUUGGUCAGCAUUUACGCUUUGCAUGAGCAGCAUGAGCAGCAU
Molecule: messenger RNA, 2110 nt
Organism: Neurospora hispaniola
Lineage: Eukaryota; Fungi; Ascomycota; Sordariomycetes; Sordariales; Sordariaceae
Product: general substrate transporter
Exons: 2
Coding region: 267-1886 (539 amino acids)
Biological process (GO): carbohydrate transport; transmembrane transport
Cellular component (GO): membrane
Molecular function (GO): carbohydrate:proton symporter activity
Source: RefSeq, a predicted model, not a curated record